Episyrphus balteatus (marmalade hoverfly) is the source of this 1752-nucleotide messenger RNA. RefSeq names its product mitogen-activated protein kinase p38b-like. Gene Ontology annotation, molecular function: ATP binding; MAP kinase activity. Gene Ontology annotation, cellular component: nucleus; cytoplasm. NCBI's taxonomy places the organism in Eukaryota, Metazoa, Arthropoda, Insecta, Diptera, Syrphidae. Gene Ontology annotation, biological process: protein phosphorylation; intracellular signal transduction. The coding region runs from base 197 to 1273 and encodes 358 amino acids. The transcript is spliced from 7 exons. The record is from RefSeq and is a predicted model, not a curated record.
GUUUUCCAACAAAAAACUGUGCGGGCGGACGUGUUUUUUCUACAAAAAGAAGAGAAUUAUAAAAUAUAUAAAACUUGAUAAAAAAGUUUAUCUCCCAUAAAAAAAAAAAACAAUAAUCGUGUUUAAUUAAAUAUAAAAAAAAGAAAAAAAAAACUUUAAAACAAAAACUAACCAACAAAAAUACAAAUAAAAAAAAAUGGGAACAUUCUACAAAAUCGACAUUAAUCGCACAGAAUGGGAAAUCCCUGAAAGAUACCAACAACUUCAACCAGUCGGUUCUGGUGCCUAUGGACAAGUUUGCAAAGCAAUUGUUAAGGACAGUAAUAUGAAAGUUGCCAUUAAAAAAUUAGCCAGGCCAUUCCAGUCGGCAGUACAUGCCAAACGCACUUACCGCGAAUUGAGGCUUCUCAAACACAUGGAUCAUGAAAAUGUUAUCGGCUUGCUAGACGUUUUCCAUCCUGGUGACAAUUCUUUGGAUAGCUUUCAACAAGUCUACUUGGUGACACAUCUCAUGGAUGCAGAUCUUAACAACAUUAUUCGCACACAAAAACUAUCAGAUGAUCAUGUUAAAUUUUUGGUCUAUCAAAUUUUGCGUGGCCUCAAAUACAUUCACAGUGCUGGCAUUAUUCAUAGAGAUCUUAAGCCUUCUAAUCUUGGUGUUAAUGAAGAUUGUGAAUUAAGAAUUUUAGAUUUUGGUCUUGCAAGACCAACAGAAAAUGAAAUGACAGGAUAUGUAGCUACCAGAUGGUACCGAGCCCCAGAAAUUAUGCUCAAUUGGAUGCAUUACAAUCAAACUGUUGAUAUUUGGUCUGUUGGCUGUAUUAUGGCUGAAUUACUAACAGGGCGAACAUUAUUUCCCGGAACCGAUCAUCUUGAUCACUUAACAAGAAUUCUUAUCUUAUGUGGUACUCCUGAGCCAGAGCUAAUGAGUAAAAUAACAAGCGAAGAGGCACGCAACUACAUCAAAUCCUUGCCGCCAAUGCGAAGAAGGAGCUUCAAGGAUGUCUUCAGAGGAGCAAAUCCAUUAGCUAUUGAUUUAUUAGAAAAGAUGUUGGAGCUAGACUCAGAGAAGAGAAUUACAGCAGAGCAAGCUCUUGCUCAUGAAUAUAUGGAAAAAUACUCUGAUCCUUCAGAUGAACAGACAUCAGCUUUGUACGAUCAGAGCUUUGAAGUUAUGGAGCUUCCAGUUGAAAAAUGGAAGGAGCUAGUUUUUAAUGAAGUUGUCAACAGUAAACCACAUCAAAGUAUUUUCCAACCACCAGCUGCUGUCUAAAAGUGUUAUUAAAGCAAAAAUAAUCAUACAAAACUAUAAACAAUAAUACAAAAUAAACAAACGAAAUAUGGAAAAUAUAGAAUUAUUUAAAGGUAUCUGCUGUCCAUACCUUAAAAAUAAUUGAUAAUAAAUAUGCAAUAAGAUGAAUAAAAUUCCUUAAGUAAACUAUAAAUGAAGAUAAUUACAAAUAAGAUGAUAAAAAAUAAUAAUAUUCCUUAAGUCAACUCAAGACGAAGCUUUUUAUGUAACCAAGUUUAUGAUAAAAAUGCUGUUUUAAACAGCGAAAAGUUUAAAAAAAAUCUAAUCUAAGAAAAAAAAAUAUAUUUUGUUUAAGAGUGACAGUUUUGUGUAACGAUUGUGUCAUGUAGACUUCUAUGUAAACAUAAAAAUAUGUAUGUGCCUACACGUGUCUUAUUGAAAACAAGAUUUUUGUAAUGCAAUUUGGUACAUCUUUGUAUUUCCCUGCUGUAAAAUGUGUA